Antechinus flavipes (yellow-footed antechinus) is the source of this 2491-nucleotide messenger RNA. It is a transcript of the gene CFAP300, whose product is annotated as cilia and flagella associated protein 300. The record is from RefSeq and is a predicted model, not a curated record. NCBI's taxonomy places the organism in Eukaryota, Metazoa, Chordata, Mammalia, Dasyuromorphia, Dasyuridae. The coding region runs from base 1672 to 2388 and encodes 238 amino acids. The transcript is spliced from 8 exons.
UAUUUUUUCUUAGUGCUUUAAACUUCACAUUUCAAGAAGAGAGAAUGAAAAUAGCUCUAACCCCUCCAGAGCUCCUCCACUGGCCAGCUUCUCUUUUUACUUUCUCUGUGGAAGUAGUCCAUGGACUUUUUAGUAUUUAAACCAAUUCAGUACAGCCCCCUUAAGAUGAAAAUUUUGAACUAAGAGGCAAAGUGAAUUGCCUAAGGUCCUAUAUAGUUAAUGGCAAAAUCAGACUCAUCACUCUUUAGUAAUGAAUGUUUUAUAAGUAUUAGCCCACAAAGGCUAGAGGGGGAAAAGUAAAAAAAAAAAAAAAAAAAAAAGGACCAGUAUGACUGAAUAGGUAGAGAAUGGGGGGAAGUCAGUAAUAAAGUAUAUGAAGACUGAAAAAGUCAAUUAUUGGACCAAUAAACAGUAAGCUUCUUAGUGCCAGGCAAUCAACUAAAUUCUAGAAGUUCAAAAGUAGGCAAAAGACAGCCCUUGCCUUCAACGAACUCACAAUCUAAUGAUAGAGACAAGCAAUACAUGUACUUAUGAGCUAUAUACAGGAUACAGGAUAAACAGGGAGUGAGGGAAGGUACUAGAAUUAAAAGGAAUUGGGAAGGACUAGAGGGAAGCUGACCCAUCAAUCAGGUAUUGUAAUAGUACAAGCAUGAAGUGGUGGGGAUCAGCACUAGGAUAAGCGGAAGUGUAAGGGGAGAGAAGGGGACAUAUUGUUGCAAAGUGAUUGCAAAAAACAAAAAACAAAAACAAAAACAAACAAAAAAAAAAAAAAACUACAAGCCUUGGCCACUUUGUGGGGUAAAAAGAGCCACUUUGUGAAAAGCUUUAAAAUCCAAAGGGAGUUUUCUUUUGAAUUUGGGAAGCCGCUAGAGCUUACUGAGCAGGGAAGGUAUGUGAUGUGGUCAGACAUUUUGACAGGAUGGAGAAUGAACCCGGGAGGUGAGAGGCUUGACUCGCGGAGACCAAACUAGCCAUUCUAAUAGUCUGAGGACGAGAUGAAGAGGACUGCAGGAGAUUGGUAACUGUGGGUGGAGGAAAGGCGUCAGAGUUAAGAAAUGAUACAAAGGUAGAAAGACAAGAGUUAGCAGCUGAUUGGCUAUUCGGGGUCCGGGAUGACACUGGGUUGAGGACUUGGGAGUCUGCAGUGAUUGCGGUACUUGGAUGGCGAUAGGGACAUUGUACUAUGUGCCAGGCACUUCGAUAAACAAACGCAAGGAGAAAAAAUAGCCCUGUCCUCGAGUAGCUUACAUUCUAAAGAAGCAAAGCAAGCUUACAAAAGGAAACUGAAAGGGAGAAGAAGGGGUCAAGGUACCUGCUUGGGGACAUAAAAGUCAGAGAUGUUGCAGCCUAGAAAGGAAUGAACGAAAGGAGAGGGUGUGGGCGGUAAAAUAGUUGUGUUUUGGAUAUGCUGAGUUCGACAUACUUAAGGCUCAUCCAGUCCAGCUCCAUUUAUUGGACAACGAAGCAGAAGGGCCGUAUUCCGAGGAUGGAGGAGGGGAAGUUUUCCAGAAAUGUCUUCUUCCCCCUCCCCCAACUGCAUCCCUGGGCUCCCGAGAGACGAAACCUCGAGCUCAGAAGCGCAGGAAGGACUGGAGGGCGGGGCCUCCCAGGAGCCGCGACCUCGUUUCCAUGACAACAUCCCUAGCGACCUCAAACUGAGAAAGAUUGAGCAUGGCGGCUCACUCCGGGUACAAGUCCAAUUUCACCUUCAGGUUCCUUCCUCAGAGAGCCUUCCAGUCGCUCACCUCCCCCGAGACGGUCCAGCGCCUGCGGAAGUGGUCCAUGCAGGGAAGAAUCUGCGCGCAGGCGUUCGGUUUUGACGAGAAUUUCCAGUCCUAUUACAAAGAUGAUUUCUUAAUGGCUUUUUUUAGAGAUCCAAAUGUUAUUUCAGAUUUGAAAUUACUUUCAGAUUCUUCUGGACGAUGGAUUAACUUAGGAACAGAAGUAAAAAAAGUUGAAGCCAUAAAUAUUCCUUGCACACAAAUUUCAAUGUCAUUUUUUGACCGAUUAUAUUCUGAAGAAAUUGUUCGAGAGAGUGGACAUAUUGUUAAGUGUUUGGAUAAUUUUUGUGAUCCUUUUCUUGUUUCUGAUGAAUUAAGAAAAGUUUUACUAAUGGAAGACUCAGAAAAAUACGAAAUUUUCAGCCAAUUAGAUCGUCAAGAGUUCCUUUUUUGUAUUUUUAAACAUCUUUGCCUUGGUGGACUUCUUUGUCAAUAUGAAGAUAUUCUUGACCCGUAUCUAGAAACAACAAAAGCUAUUUAUAAGGAUCUUGUCAGUGUUAUAAAGGACCCUCAGACCAAGACUAUACGUGUUACUUCUAUUGUCUUUAAGGUUACAGCAUAUGAGAAUGACUGUAAAGGAGACAACAAAAAUACUAAUGGGCAGUGACUGCCAAGACAAGUAGGAUGAAAAUGGUACGUGUUACCCUUCAACAAAAAGUCAUGAACAAUCGUUUGCUUACUUAAUUGUGGAUCCUUUAAAACGUCACAUU